UGCACAAGAAAUAGAAAACAAGACCUUUUAUACUGCAGGAGUCAACUUGCAAGUAAAAAGUAGGCCAACAGGGGGCGCCAUUUAAUGCCACGCCUUCUGGUAACUAUAGAAACUGCUCAAACAACAAAACGCAUGCUAACAACAUCUUUCACAAAAUAAGAAGUAAUCCUUCGGUUACCUGAUAUCCUGCAAGCAGUUUAUUGUGACAAAGGACAAGAUGGAAGAGCAUACAUCUAAUCUGAACUAUACAACGGAAUCAGCUCUUCUUGUAAAAACCGUGCUGGAGAGAUACCGCCGCACUCUCACAACGGAGCCGGAGGAUAGCUCUCCUCACACUGAGAUGAGUAACAUUAACUGGGUUGCUAGCAAAUACUUCACAGUCGAUGUGGGAAAGAAACAGAUUGGACAGUACAUUCAGACGUGGGAUGUGCAGCCCCGCUGGCUCUACAGUCUGGACUUUCUCUACACAGCCGAAGAGGACUAUCAUACUUUCUACCACUAUCGGGCCCGCUUCAGCACCCCGAGUGCGCAAAAGCCAAUUCAGGGAACAGCUAGCGUCUACUUCGUCGUGGGCGUAUCUAAAGUCAAACCUGAAACUGUGCCAGUGGAAGUGCACUUCGUGGUGGAGUCAAACAGGCUAGUACACACACCAGGGAAGACCAGGUUUAGAGAAAAGUGGCUGGCGGAUGUUACUGAGAGCAAGACUUUGCUCCGAGGAGCUGUGGACCUUUGAACCAGCACUGCGGAACCAUCCAUCACCCCUGACAUAUUAAAGUUGCAUUCUUAAUGCUAGCUAAGCACUAGCAUUAAGACCCGCAAGAUGACUGCAUUUUAAUUACCAAACCACUUCGAAACAAAUCAGUUUAUGCUCGACAAUAUGCUUAUUUAAAGGACUAAACACCUCAUGUUAAUGUUGUUUGACAACCGGCUUGCUAAGCACAGCUAACACAUAAACACCUCGAAACCCGAUUAGCCACUGCUAGCUUCUCUAAUAAAUGAAUUGUGCAUUUUGAGUUUAUUAAACACAAUGUCACACAAUAAACAAUAUGUC
This is a messenger RNA of Monopterus albus (swamp eel), 1051 nucleotides long. RefSeq names its product A-kinase anchoring protein 14 (gene akap14). The coding region runs from base 218 to 733 and encodes 171 amino acids. Gene Ontology annotation, cellular component: cAMP-dependent protein kinase complex. The record is from RefSeq and is a predicted model, not a curated record. Gene Ontology annotation, molecular function: protein kinase A regulatory subunit binding. NCBI's taxonomy places the organism in Eukaryota, Metazoa, Chordata, Actinopteri, Synbranchiformes, Synbranchidae. The transcript has a single exon.